Messenger RNA from Saccharomyces eubayanus, 2547 nucleotides. It is a transcript of the gene MNL2, whose product is annotated as putative mannosidase MNL2. Gene Ontology annotation, molecular function: mannosyl-oligosaccharide 1,2-alpha-mannosidase activity; calcium ion binding. The record is from RefSeq and is a predicted model, not a curated record. The coding region runs from base 1 to 2547 and encodes 848 amino acids. Gene Ontology annotation, cellular component: endoplasmic reticulum; Golgi membrane. NCBI's taxonomy places the organism in Eukaryota, Fungi, Ascomycota, Saccharomycetes, Saccharomycetales, Saccharomycetaceae. The transcript has a single exon. Gene Ontology annotation, biological process: carbohydrate metabolic process; N-glycan processing.
AUGUCCCUAGCACGGCUAGUGUACUCUCUUUUCAGAAAAGUACGAUCGGUCCUUCUGCUAUUCAUUACCAUAUCACUAUUAUUCUAUUAUACGUUCCAAAAUGAAAUCGAUAUCCUAAAUUCGUAUGCUUUAAACGAUUCGCUGCCAUCUAUAAACAACAACGAGCACGAUACGGAGACAUCCACGAACUUGGAGUCUGCAACCGUACACUCAUCCAUUUCUGACCGAAUUUCCGCUGAUAAGGGCAACAGCAAUAUUAUUCUGGAUUUGUCUGAUCCUGCUACGUUAAGAGAGAAAAACAAGUACUUUCCGCUGCUAAUAAGGAAAUCUUCCAACAAAAUUGGUUCGAACUCACCAAUCUCAUCUCUACUGACAUUCAAGGAAAAAUAUGCCGUCUUGUUUGAAUAUUCAUUGCCUUCUCAAACUUCCGCAACCCAGGAUGAGGCCCACAAAGUCCAACACAAUAUGCAAUUAACUCCAGAUUUUGCCAUGGUUCAACAGGUCAAAGAAAUUUUCAUGAAAUCGUGGGAACAAGAGCAAUUACUACUGAAAAGUAAAUUAAAAAGAGAAUCCACAUGGCCCAUAGAUCUAAUUGAUUCUCUAGAUACAUUGUAUUUAUGCGGCGAAACUAAGCUUUUUCAAGAUUCAGUUAACCUAAUAGAAGAUUUCGACUUUCGGAUACCUCCACUGGCAGUAGAAGUUAUUGAUAUUCCAGACGUCACUAACCGCGUACUUGAAGGGUUGCUAUCCGCAUAUGAAUUAUCCAUGGAUAAGAGACUGCUUACUAAAGCAAAGCAAGUGGCAGAUUUCAUAUUACGGUCCUUCGAUACUCCCAAUAGGGUCCCUAUUUUAAGAUUUUUUUGGAAAUCUGACUUGAGAAAUAGGUUUCCCGAUCGUGAGACUCCCUCGGGUCAAUUAACUACAAUGUCGCUCGCAUUCAUUAGACUGUCACAGCUCGCUCAUUUGAAUAAGUAUUUUGACGCUGUAGAAAGAGUUUUCACCACAAUACGACAAUCCUAUAAUGAAUUUGAUAUGGAUUUCAUGUUACCUGACGUUGUAGAUGCAUCUGGCUGCCAGCUGCUGACUUCAAGGGAAAUUGAAAAGGGCGUACACAUAAAGGGGUCCGGUAUCAUGAAAAGCAUCAAUGAAGAUUUCAAAUUCGUUCACUGUCAACAGCUAGGUAUAUUUUUGAGCUCUCCUUCGCUUGACGACUCUCAAGAACAACCUCGAUAUCAGUCUUAUGGAAUUAAUGAAAAGACAAUACCGAUUUUGGAGAAUUUGCUCAAGAUUGAUGAUCUUUUCCAAUCCUCUUACGAUAUUUUGGGCGGAUCAAGUAAGAACGCCAACCCUGCGACGGAGGAUGCUAACGCCAAUGAUGAUAUAGUAGAAGAUGGUGAAUAUAUUGAGAAAAGGAAUUUGAAAAGCGGUCAGAAAAAGGAAUCAGCAGAAAAUGCUUUGAAUGGUAAAUCGGUAAUAGACUCGCAAAUGUUUCUAACGUACUCAAUAAGUCAUAUUUUUAAAUUCAUGACUUUCCAACCCAUGUUCCCCAAGCAAAAGGGAAAUCCAACAGUUAAAUUUUUAAGUUCCGUACUGACAAAAUCUCAAUUUACGCCCGCAACCAAUGAGUUGGAUGUCACGGUGAAAAGAUCAUACAACGUUUCAUUAAACUCUUGCAGGCUUGGCGGCAUCCUGGGUUUAAGUUCACGUAUUUCCCCUCAAGGCGGUGUCAACAGCAAAUAUAUCUUACCAUCGUCACUAUUGGAAAUGAGUGAAACAAUUACACAGAGUUGUUUUGCAUUAAUGAAAGAGUUUGACGGGCUGGUCCCUCAAAAACUUCAAUUGGACCCUUGCUCUGACGACAAAAAUGAGGGUUGCGAAUUUAAUAGUGAAGUCAAAUCUCAAAUGAUUAUCGGUGGUGAAUAUGAGAUCCUUGAAAAUGACCAGGAUACUGGAAUCAAAGUUUGGAACCACGGUACAAAUGGAGAUAACCAUAGAGUAAAGAGAAAUAUAAUAGCAGGGGACGAACUAGUAGAAAACGAAAGCAUUAAAUACCACACCCUUGGAAAAACAAAGUCUGCCACUGCAGCGAAUGAUGACGAAAUAACGCAAAUGCGUAGAGUUUACACAUUUGGCAAAGACAUCAAACCGCAUAUAACGAAGGAUGAUAUUGUUGGUUACAAAUGGACAAACCAUCCGGACUGGCCAUUGUGGGUCAACAAAGUGGAAUCGAGAAGACUAUUGGAUUCGAAUAUUAUCGAAUCUAUAUUUUAUAUGUAUAGAAUCAGCGGAGAAGAAAAAUGGAGAAGCAUGGGCAGACAAUCGUUUGAAAUCCUGCUGAGAGAGCUAAUGAAAUUAAACAGUGGUGCCAAGGGAAUGUGGCAGGUAAAGGAAUUUUAUGAAAACGGUGAAAAGACAAACAAUGACUUACCUAGCUAUUGGUUUUCCAGAACAUUAAAGUAUUACUUGUUACUAUUUAGUGGUGGGGAUACAAUUUCAUUGGAUGAGUACAUCUUAACUCAAGGUGGCCAUAUAAUUAAAAAGAAAUGA